AUGCUGCCUCGCGAUGAGAUGUUUGUUGAACGACUCCGAAAGAUGGGCGCAGACUCGCUGUUCGCCUUCCUGAUGCAGGCAAUGAUCGAAUUCGCCGUCACGCCCAUACUCUCCUCUCGCAUCCACAACUCUCCACACCUCCUCGCGCACAGAACCCUAGGAGACGCCCCCAUGGCAUUCGGGCUGGUGGAAUUCGAGUCCGCGUGGAACGCCGCGACUGAAGACCGCCCGCUGUGCUUCGAGAGCCUCCUCCUGCCGGGCUUCUUCAAGGGAGUGGCCUUCCCCUCCCACCCCGACCAAGGCACCUACCUGGACCGGCACCUGAGGAUCAAGCUGGGGCUGGAGCCUCCAGAGAAGAUGGUGUGGGGGGCGGAUGGGGCGCGGGGGUGGCGGCCGCGGGUGCUGUAUAUCACGCGGCUGGGGGCGGAGUUGAAGGGCCGGCGCACCUUUGUACCGGAGAGUCAUGAGGCGCUGCUGAAGCUGAUGAGCGACCUGGACCUUGAGGUGACAAUGGCCGAGUUGGGGCAUCUGACGUUCCGCCAGCAAUUCGAAGCGCUUCAAUCAGCCGACAUCAUCAUAUCCAUCCACAGCGCUUCCUUCAUGAACGUGCCUCUCCUCGCGCGCCGCUCCACAGUCGUGAUAGAGAUCAUGCCUUACAGGGUCGUGCAUGACCUCUACUAUUCCCUAACUCUCAACUCCGGUAUGCCGUAUUUCCUCAAAAUGUGCCGCAAGGGGGACGAGCAGGAGCGGGACGCGGAGUUCAAGCAUUUGAACCGGUUCGAUUGCAUGCGCAAGGAUGCGGCAUGUAAAGCGCACCAUGUGCAUUUCCGGAAGGUGGAACUUACGAGCCAGGAUUUGCAGGAUUUGAGAACGAUGCUGAUGGUUGCAAAGGGGUUGGCGGGGGCGAGUUUGGGUGCAUUUGGGGAGGAAGUGCAGCCAGACGAGCUGCCCGGGUGGGCAGAAGAAAAGUUUAAGGAUGUGUGUGCUGCCCGAGAUGUGGAGUUGUUUGGAUCGAGGAGUGAUUUUCUACGAGUGCCCAAGCGUGGCAAGCCGGACGAGGAUUUUAUUUGUGUGUUUUCUAGAGAUGCUCGUGAAGAUGCAUGA
Messenger RNA from Closterium sp. Yama58-4, 1104 nucleotides. NCBI's taxonomy places the organism in Eukaryota, Viridiplantae, Streptophyta, Zygnematophyceae, Desmidiales, Closteriaceae. The record is from the annotation of a GenBank genome assembly.